This is a messenger RNA of Myripristis murdjan (pinecone soldierfish), 3438 nucleotides long. It is a transcript of the gene fbxw10, whose product is annotated as F-box and WD repeat domain containing 10. The record is from RefSeq and is a predicted model, not a curated record. Lineage: Eukaryota; Metazoa; Chordata; Actinopteri; Holocentriformes; Holocentridae. The transcript is spliced from 16 exons. Bases 1 to 3438 code for a protein of 1145 amino acids. Gene Ontology annotation, molecular function: protein binding.
AUGAGGCCCGCCCGGUUUAGAAAGUGCGUUUCGGAGAGCGACAUCAGCUGUAAACAGAGGGACGGACAUGUCAACACCUCCGGAGGCUCUCAAUCUCACGGAUUUUCCUCCCAGUGGCCGUGGCCAGCCGCACAUCCGCCCAGGAGGAGGUUUCUGGUCGGGCUGCUCCUGCGCUGCAAAAGCGUCCAAGUGCUCGAAAGCAUCCAGAGAGUUUUGCAAGUGACAUCCUGGAAAGUCUUCACUUACGCCAGGUCAAAGAAACCAAAUUUACCCGAUGAGAUGUUCAUGUCCUCUCAGGGUUACGAUGAAAACCUGCCCGGCACCGACAUGGUUAAAAUCUGGGACUGGUUCAGCGGUAGUCCCGACUGGAUUAAAUCAAAGUAUCUGUGCCACCUCCUCUCUUUCUGUGACACGGAGCUCUUACGCCUGUUGGGGAACCUCGCCAGUGUGCUGCUGGUCCGACAAAGGCGAGGAUUUCUACAGUUUAAUGCAAAGAGCACCCAGCAGAAUGGGUCUCCUGGGGUGGUGGCUGUUGGCACCAGAGGUUUUUCUGAGAGGAAAGGUGGCCGUAAAGACGGCAAGGCUGACGCUGAGGACCCUGCUCUCAUGGUGGUGCCUGGAUCCUCCACAUCCAUGUCUGGGGUCAGCCAGUGCCGAGACUUCAUCCGCUGCCUCCCUGUGCAUCUGUCCAAGAGGAUACUGGGUCUGCUGGACAAACACACUUUGAGAUGCUGCCAAAGAGUUUCUCGGUACUGGCGGUACCUUGCCCGGGACACCAUGGGCGACACUGAUGCCAAAGUAAUUUUCCAGGACCGCAUUGCGAUGAUGAAGAGCAAGAGUAUUAAGAGAGUCAGCCCCACCUAUGCCAACAUCCUUGAAGUCCUCGUGCCGGUCAAAUGUGAUGAAGGACGAGAUUUUCACUCUGUGGACCAAAAGGGCAAGCCUUUUGAAGCUGCUUAUGCCGGCAUCAAAACCAGAACGGUCCAAAUGGAGGAGCGGAACGUGUAUUGUGGCAUAUAUAGUGUCACGAUGCUGCUGGAGAAAGAGGAUCCACACCGGGUGGUGGACUACAGAGGCGGGCAGGUCAUGGCUGUGGGCUCUAAGGACCGCAUGCUCCAUCUGCUCUCUGUGGCAUCGACAAAAGAAAUUGCCCCGGUGAUGAAGGGCCACGUUGGCAGCAUCCGAGCCGUGCUGCUCUGUGAGGAUCGAGACCUGGUGAUAAGCGGCGGCUACGAUUUCAGUAUCAGGUGUUGGAAUUUGAAGACAGCAGCAUGUACAGCGGUGCUAUACGGUCACACAGGCACCAUCAACUGCCUGGAUGUUCAUGGCGACACGCUUGUCUCAGGAGGAAAGGACUGUAAGGUCAGAGUGUGGAAUCUGCAGACAGGGAAGCACUUUGAGGAUUUUAAUUUGAAGCACCCGAGUUCUGUCCAGUGUGUGAAAAUAAACACCACAGUGGUCUACAGCAGCUGUGAUGUGGGCCUUGUCAAGAUAUGGGACAUGGAGACUGGAGCACUGCUCAAGGUGAUUGAUGCCCACCGAAGCUCAGUGAAGUGCCUGUUCUUUGACCAGUGGCACCUUCUGUCUGGGGACUUUGAUGGUCAAGUCAUGGCCUGGAGCAUCAACCGUGAUGUUACGGAGCGCCUCAUGACCUUCAUCCACCCCCAGGAGGUGCAGUCUCUGACACUCACAUACCUCCGUGUCAUCACGGGCUGCACAGAUGGGAAAAUGCGGAUCUUUAAUUUCCUCACUGGAGACUGUCUGAGAUUCAUCAAGGUGGGGGUCAAGCCAAACCCGAUCUUGUCCAUGCAUGUUCAUGACAACAGUAUACUUGUGAACACGACAUCAAGUGUGCAGCUCUACCAGUUUGCCAAAGUGUGUUGGGACUACACAGAGUCAGCAGAGGGAGGCCAGCGUGGUGUCGCGAUGCCUCAGGCUGGUUUAGUCUCUGAGGAAUCUUCAGCUUCACUCAGAAAGUCUCCCCAUGUCUCUGUCCGGGUAGCUCAUGUGGCACAGGUGGCCUCAGUCGCCCGGAAGACGCAUGACCACAACAGAAAGACACCACAGAAAGUGGAACUGUCCCACCGUACUCGCUGUCUUUCUGCCCCCUGUAAAUACCGAUCACCAGCCAAUGAGGUCAGUGGUGAGGCGGCCAAGAUAUCAGUCAAACUGAGUGAGAGAGCAGCGAGUGAACGCAUGAAGAAGAGGGGUCUUCAUCAUCCUCUGAUGACUGAGCACAUCCUCCUCAAGGUCAACACCAUCCAGAAGGCUCGAUGCAGUGAUGAGGCUGGUAUGAACAUGGAGUGCAAUGCCAGGCUGCGAGAUGCCUGGGGUUCCCCUCCACCUCAAGAACCAUCACCAUCCCCCCAUCUGGAUGUGCAUCCAAACCUCAGAUCUUCCCAAUCCUUAAAACGGAGCUCACAGGCUCAGAAACACCUGCCAUGCCACAGGAUCGUCACCAGCACGACCAAAACCUAUACACCAAUAUUGAACAGAUCCUUUGACAAAAACAUGAGAAACAACUUAAACAGCAGAGAUAUCACCUCUGCUGUCUCUGACGUCACUAUACGGCUUACCCAUCCCAGCGUCUGUCUCAGAGAGCCCCAUCAUUGCUUGGUUUCUGAAAGGACGCUGCCUCGAAGAUCUGACACACAAGAGCCAUUCAGGAAGGUGGGUGCCUUCACCACAAGUGCCAAGGAGGGGCCACAGGCUCCUGAGCAUCUGGACUGGAGGCAAACCCAGCAAGGCGCUACCCUCCGUCCCCCUCCGUCCUCCAGCUGGGUUACAGUAGGAAGCCAUGUAACUGCCUCAUACCUGGGUCUGGCCCGGGAGAGGAAGCAGGAAAUGCUCGCCAUAGCAGGGCUGCUUUGUACCCUAUGGGAGAUAAUGGGAGCCGUGCAGAGAGACAGGGAUGUGCCCCGGGCCAUGUUCCACAUCACCACAUCACACCCCAUCCACAGUUGUCUGGACAGGAAGCCCUACUUCCCGUCUUCCCCCUCGCUGCUCUGCGUCUCUACCUUUACCAGACAGAUUCUCGGUUUCUGCCCCAUUACCCCCAUUACCGGCCUCCAGGCUGGACAACAGGGAGAGCUAAGGUCCCGGUCGCCCGCCGCCAUUCUGAUACUGCACACGUUCCUCAUUUCCCCCGACAUGUGGUCCCGCGUUGUUUUUACAGUCACACCCCCCGUCAUCCCCCCGGCUUGCGAAAACCAGCCCCGGCUUUUCCUCACCUCACGCCUGCCCCUCUCCAAACGCUCGCCUCGAUGUGCCGAGCGCUUGAAAAGCGAGGAUGAGAGGAACAAGGCCUCGGAGAAUCGCAGCGGCAUCAGCGUUAACGCAGGCUCACUCCAUCUGCUGCCGAACGCUUUGACACAUGCCAAGGAGGCACCGGGCACCACACAAGCAACUCGAACUCUGGAAGUUAUGGACUGUGCAUGA